Messenger RNA from Sitodiplosis mosellana (orange wheat blossom midge), 1314 nucleotides. RefSeq lists its product as uncharacterized. The transcript has 2 exons. The record is from RefSeq and is a predicted model, not a curated record. The coding region runs from base 52 to 1314 and encodes 420 amino acids. Lineage: Eukaryota; Metazoa; Arthropoda; Insecta; Diptera; Cecidomyiidae.
CAGGAAACCAUUGAAUAAAAAAUCAUCAAUCUCCAUUCGCGAGCAGUGAAAAUGAAUGUCGAAUGUGAACAACAAGGCAGUGUUAGCCAAGUGACCAUUACUGGACCAUCAAAUGAUACAUCGCAAUUGAGUUUGGCCACACUGUUCGUUGACUGUUUGGAAGAGCUCUUCGUCUGGUUAUCAUGUGCCGAUCUAUUCGCUCUUCGUCGAAAGUGCAAGCGAUUGAAAACAACCGUCGAUUACUACAUCAAAGUUAACUACCCAAAAAUUGGAAAAGCUAAGAUCAAUGACCAAAGAUUCCAACGGCUUCAUCAGAUGGAUGGCGAUUCUAUCGGUUUGAUCAAGGAUAUUUCGUUUAAAACUGAAACAAUAUUGGAUGCAUCACAAUUGGCGAAAAUCAAAGAGAUUUUGGGCAAAGUGCAACGGAUCAUAUUAGAUAGAUCGCACAUCACAGCCGAAUUCUAUGAUUGUUUCUUGAAGCAUUGCUCCAAUCUAAGGGGCUUAUACAUCGGUGAUAAAGGAGGUGCAGCAGCGAAUGCUAAUGUUGUGAUUGGGACGGACAACUCAUGGCUACUUCGAGAAUAUCCAUCGCUUGAGUCCAUCCAAAUGUAUGGUGCAAUUGAAGUUCCCGAACUAAAGACAUUCUUCUGCUUGAAUCCAAACAUGCGAUUCCAAACUGACGUCAAGUUUCUCGAAACAAAUCGACAUCUCUUGAGUGAUGCUCAAGUGGAUCAACUACUCAUGUGCUAUGUAAUUGUAGACAUCGGCUCCAUAAUCGAUUUGUUUGGCGAACUUUAUCGCCACGGAUUUUACAAACGAUUGUCCAUAUACGCAUUAUUCCGACUCCAUGUUCAAAAUGACAUCAAUCAACUAGCACUAAUUCCCGCAUUGCACACUCUGUGGUUUUUCGAUCACGACAAAGGCCGUAUCUUGCCUUCAAUGCCACAUUUAAAGUAUGUCGUUAUAGGAUUGGUCGAUGAAUCGGAAGUCUUUGAGUCCUGUGCCAAGAAUAAUGUCGGCAACAUUGAACGACUACGUAUGCUCGAAGGUUCAAUCGUGAAAAUCGCAUCAUUCCUUCGACAUUUCCCAAAACUCAAACAUAUCGAUGUCUUCCGCUUCGUGAAUCGUGAAACGUAUUUCGAUGGAGAUGUCAUUGAUUUACAAGCGUUGAACAAAGAGCGCAAGAAAUUGGAAAAUGCUUGCAAAGUCACACUUUACGUCCAAGAAGACAUCUAUUUGGCUACGAAAUGGGCCACCAUGAAGACGGCAUUCGAUUCAAUCGAAUUGAAACGAUCAAUUGAAACUCAGCAUUGA